AUGAAUGUUGUGAUAAUCUUUCAGCCCUACCACCAGCAGCUGACAGCUUUCCAGUCAAGGGAUGAACGUGAUUAUCCUCACAGGUUUUCAUUAGAGUGCGCCGGCUUUUCAGUGCAAGGUAUUGAUACGGUGUCCGCCAUAUAUGGAGAAACAAUCACUGUGCCCUGCAAUGAUAAUAAAAAGCUGCCUGAGGGAGUGGUGUUUGUGAAAUGGAAAUACGAACGUAAAGACGGUACUUCUCAAUCGCUCCUGACAAAGUCUGUAGUGAAGGACAGAGCAGACUUUGAUGCCAGUCCGGAGUAUGUCGGUAGAUUGGACAUUGAUAAGCAGAAUGAAUUGCUGGUUUACAAUGCAACCCUUCAGGAUCAGAGGAGGUUCAACUGCAUGAUCGCCACGUCAUCAGAUGUCAUUGAGCAUCUUGUGAAUGUCAAAGUGUAUAAAAAACCUUCCAAACCUGAGAUUACAGAAAGUCCAAAGUAUCUGGAUGUUGGAAAGCUUCAAAUGAUCGGUAAAUGCAUUUCAAAGGAUGGCAAUCCUCAGGGCAACACCACAUGGUAUAGAAAUGGAGCUCUCCUGGAGUCUGAUGGUAAAAGUAAGAAAGCUUUUUAA
Polyodon spathula (Mississippi paddlefish) is the source of this 609-nucleotide messenger RNA. Its product is annotated as CD166 antigen homolog. The coding region runs from base 1 to 609 and encodes 202 amino acids. The record is from RefSeq and is a predicted model, not a curated record. Gene Ontology annotation, molecular function: protein heterodimerization activity; protein homodimerization activity. NCBI's taxonomy places the organism in Eukaryota, Metazoa, Chordata, Actinopteri, Acipenseriformes, Polyodontidae. Gene Ontology annotation, biological process: cell adhesion; angiogenesis. The transcript is spliced from 5 exons.